CUGCUGGACACAAUGCUGAUGUCAUCAGAAGAACGGAUUAAGAAGAAGCCCUCUAAAGACAGUCUGACUCUCUUACCAUGUUUCUACUUUGUAGAGUUGCCAAUUGUGGCGUCCUCUAUGGUGUCCCUGUAUUUUCUGGAGUUGACAGACAUGCUGCAGCCAGCGCAGGUCGGGUUUCGCUGCCAUGACCGGGCAUUGAGUAUGCCGUAUGUGGACGGCAGCGACGAGCUUAUCCCCCUACUGAUGUUACUGAGUCUGGCCUUCGCAGGACCUGCCGCAGCCAUAAUGCUGGCUGAGGGGUUGGUGUAUUGUAUGCAGUCUCGACUGAAAAUCCGACCCGGAAAUGAGGGCAGCAUCAACGCUGGAGGCUGCAACUUUAACUCUUUUCUGCGUCGAACAGUAAGAUUUGUAGGAGUUCACGUGUUUGGGCUGUGUGCUACGGCGGUGGUGACUGAUGUGAUCCAGCUGGCCACAGGCUAUCACUCCCCGUUCUUCCUCACUGUCUGUAAACCCAACUACACCCAGCCUGGCGUCUCCUGUCAGCACAACCCAUACAUCACCAAAGACAUCUGCUCUGGACAAGACCAGAACGCCAUCCUGUCAGCCCGGAAGACGUUUCCCUCCCAGCAUGCCACUCUCUCCUCCUUCGCUGCUGUGUAUAUUUCAAUGUAUUUUAACUCCACUAUCUCAGACAGUACAAAGCUCCUGAAGCCGGUGCUGGUGUUUGGUUUUGCUAUUGCUGCAGCACUGACAGGCCUCACACAGAUCACUCAGUAUCGCAGUCACCCCGUCGACGUCUACACCGGCUUCUGCAUUGGCGCAGGGAUUGCAGCGUACCUGGCUCUCCAUGCCGUGGCCAACUUUAAAUCAUCAGAUGACCCCGUUCCUGUCCUGGAUCCACCCCCUCAGCAGGACGCUCUGAGAGCCCUGACCCGACGAGGCCACCACUCUGUCUAUCACAAAGGUCCCGCCUCCGACAGCACCGAGGCGAUUGGUUCGGCUGGGUCUGAGGAUGGGCUAAACCAGCCAAUCCAAAGAGAGAAGGCGUCCUUGAGCAGUCUGAAGAGGGCCAGCGCCAACGUGGAGCUGCUCGCGCCCCGCAGCCCCAUGGGAAAAGAAACGAUGGUCACGUUUAGCAACACUCUUCCCCGCGCAAGCAUGGCUGGGCCUGAGGAACCCACGAGGCAUCUGGUCACGGUGCCGGUGCCUGUCCCGGUCCCGGUGGAUCCGAUGCGGUCACAGCAGCAGCUGGUGUCUGAGUGGAAGCAGAAGUCUCUGGAGCUGCGUGGGGUGAGUGGUGAGGAUGAGGAUGAGGUCAGUGAGGAAGGCUCCGAAUCUGACAACGACACCACUGAGGAGGAGACCGUGCCCACCUCAUCUCUUUGCCCUACCACCGUGCCCAGUGCCAUGCCCAUCAACCGUCCCACCAUCCCACCCACUGGUGCCAAGGUGGUCAUGCCACCUAAGCCCCCUGAAGGUUUUUCGGGCCCUCCUCCUGUGUCCCCUAAAAGUGCCACCACACGCGCCAAGUGGCUGUCAAUCACAGAGAAGAGUCAGUCGACUGUCAAUCAGCCACGCAUCAUGCAGGUCAUCACCCAGUCACGGCAGCAGGGACUGCUGUCUGCCAUGCCCAGGUCCUCAGAGGGUUCCUGCUCCUCUGGCACGGACACGCCCCCUUACCGCCCCCCAGCAGAGAGAGACCCAACCUCUAUUGUCAAGGUCGACGCUCACGCUCCAUACCACCCUGUGGUCUCCAUGGCAACAGCAAAUAACAGUCCGUGGGAGUGGAGAGGCUCCACCAAUGGGAACACAGCUGUCCAGCAAGAGGCUUACCAGAUCAACGACCACAGCCAUGAGAAUGCCCGAGGUUAUCGGCCGAUAAAAAAUGCCUCACAGAGUUCUGCUACCGGAGACUGUGUUGAUGAGGCGCUGGUCACAUCCCGUCAUAUCAAUCCCACGGGUCUGCGACGGAAAUCCCCGCUGGCUGUUCUUGACCCUCAGAACCAGACCCAACUGGGCCAAACCCAACAGAAUCUGAGGGAACCAGAUCUUUACAAAAAAAACGCGGGGGGCAGACGACAAGGGAGGGAUUAG
Molecule: messenger RNA, 2094 nt
Organism: Chanos chanos (milkfish)
Lineage: Eukaryota; Metazoa; Chordata; Actinopteri; Gonorynchiformes; Chanidae
Gene: plppr3b
Product: phospholipid phosphatase related 3b
Exons: 7
Coding region: 13-2094 (693 amino acids)
Biological process (GO): phospholipid dephosphorylation; signal transduction; phospholipid metabolic process
Cellular component (GO): plasma membrane
Molecular function (GO): phosphatidate phosphatase activity
Source: RefSeq, a predicted model, not a curated record